GAAAAUGGGCUGUUAAUAAUUGCGACAUUGACUGUGGUUUGAGGUGACCGCAGUCAGGAUUUUGGAGACUUCUAACUCAAGAGGCGACUAGCUGAGGAGGCCGAGUUAGGGAAUGCAGCAUAAUGCCAAGCGGGAAAUCUUAUUUCAAUUGGUCCUAUGAACAAUACCCCUCUCAAAUUACAAUGGAUUGGAAGGGGGGGGGUUCAGCUCCUCCUCUGGAUAUACUGCAAACAAUGCUCCUCCUUUCCUGCUCUCUGAUUGGUGAAGAGUUUAUAUAUUUACACCAUCAACAUAUCAACACACACCACAACUUUCAAAUCUUUAGAAAAAAAGGUCUAGAGGAGAGUUUGGCCAGUGAUCUAGUUUGAAUAGUUAUCAAAGGAUAAUCGCAACAUCUUCAGCUUUCUUUAAUAAAAUAGAUUUUGAAAAACAAGGUUUUCUUGCUGGAAUGAAUAUAUCUGAGUCUAGUUAUCGUAGAGAGGAGAAUUCUCAGCCCAGGGGCGACUGUUCAUGGGUGGGAGCCCACAGCCCAGGCUGUGAUCCAGGGCUUGGGUUCGACCAGACACUAGUGGGAGAUCCAGGUUCUGCUGCUGCCGUUGAGAUCCAGACUGCCAGCCCUGAGUCCAGGUUUGGAUUAGAUACGACUCCAGGAAGCUUGGAGGGGAAAUCCAGAGAAGAAUCAAGGAUUCGGCGGCCCAUGAAUGCCUUCAUGGUCUGGGCUAAAGACGAAAGGAAACGUCUGGCUCUGCAAAACCCUGAUCUGCACAAUGCAGUCCUGAGCAAAAUGUUAGGGCAGUCCUGGAAAGCUUUGAGUUCGAUUGAAAAACGUCCAUUUGUGGAAGAAGCAGAGAGGCUGCGAGUCCAGCAUCUCCAGGAUCAUCCCAAUUACAAAUACCGCCCAAGGAGAAAGAAGCAAGCCAAGAAAAUCAAAAGGAUGGAGCCAAACCUUCUCCACAGCCUUUCCCAGACUUGUGGUGGUGAAAACUUCAGUAUGAAUCACCACAAUGGGAGCCACCACCAACUGCCUCCGCUUACCCACUUCAGAGACCUUCAUCCCAUGGGCUCUGAGCUUGAGAGCUAUGGGCUGCCAACCCCUGAGAUGUCUCCUCUGGACGUGCUGGAGGAGAGUGACCCAGUCUUCUUCCCGCCCCACAUGCAUGAAGACUUGAACCUGGUGCCAUGGAUUAACUACCACAACCACAACCACCACCAACACCACCACCACCACCCACAACACCACUCCCAGAAAUCAUCAGAGUGCCAUCAAGAGAAGGCACACAUUACGAGAGCUGAAGGGACGCACAUCUCCUUCUCCCCGAGCCCUGAUGUCAUGAAGAACCCUCACACUCGCAGUGUCUACUACAACCAGUUAUAUUCAGGAGCCCAGCCCAGUUUCUCAGGCCAUCUUGGCCAGCUUUCUCCUCCACCAGAGGCUCACCAGGUGGACAAUGUGGAGCACUCGGAGUUCUGGACGGAAAUGGACCGCAAUGAGUUUGACCAGUACCUCAACAUGAGCAGGACUCGUCUUGAUGGGCUGGGACAGACGUACAACGUCUCUUUGUCCAAGGUGACUCCUAGACAUGUAUCUUGCGAGGAGAGCCCUUUGAUAUCAGCUUUGUCAGAUGCCAGUAAUGCUGUGUACUACAGCACUUGCAUCACAGGGUAAAUUGCAAUGUGUGGUUAUUGGAAAAAAAAAAAAAAGGUCUAUAAUGUAUGUCAUAUAGUAAACAUAAAUCGAAAGAUAACCCAAUAAAAAAUACAUUCACU
Polyodon spathula (Mississippi paddlefish) is the source of this 1767-nucleotide messenger RNA. Its product is annotated as transcription factor Sox-18A-like. Gene Ontology annotation, biological process: positive regulation of transcription by RNA polymerase II; angiogenesis; vasculogenesis. Gene Ontology annotation, molecular function: RNA polymerase II cis-regulatory region sequence-specific DNA binding; DNA-binding transcription factor activity, RNA polymerase II-specific. The record is from RefSeq and is a predicted model, not a curated record. The coding region runs from base 449 to 1666 and encodes 405 amino acids. NCBI's taxonomy places the organism in Eukaryota, Metazoa, Chordata, Actinopteri, Acipenseriformes, Polyodontidae. The transcript has 2 exons.